Molecule: messenger RNA, 1956 nt
Organism: Heterostelium album PN500
Lineage: Eukaryota; Evosea; Eumycetozoa; Acytosteliales; Acytosteliaceae
Product: zf-C3Hc3H domain-containing protein
Exons: 2
Coding region: 1-1956 (651 amino acids)
Source: RefSeq, a predicted model, not a curated record
AUGGAUACAGGACAAGAUCUUGAGGUCUUGUAUUCAAAUUUGAAGAGGAAAUAUGCUGUGAUCAACGAAGAGAAAGAUUAUGCUUUGAUACAACUAGAAGAGGCAAAGAAACAAUUGAAAAGAUUAGCUAAAGAGAAAAGAUUUUUAUUAGAUAAAUUACUAAAAUUCGAAGAGGUAUCAUCUGAUGAAAGUGAUGUAGAAGUUAAUAGAGUUCUAUCCAAUAGUGAGAGAAAGGAAAAAGGUUUUGAAAGAGAUAUUAUUAGUAAUAGUAAUAAUAGUAAUAGAGAAAGAGAAAGAGAAAAGGAUAGAGAAAGAGAUAGGGAUAGAGAAAGAGAAAGAGAAAAGGAAAGAGAGUCUAAACUAGAGAGAGAGGAAAGAAGAGUGAAAGAAAGAGAAAAAGAAAAAGAGAAGGAAAGGGAAAGAGAAAAAGAGAAGGAAAGGGAUAGAGAAAGAGAAAGAGAGGAGAGAAAAGAAAAAGAAAGAGAGAUCAAAUUGGAGCUUGAGAGAGAAAAAGAAAGAGAAAAGGAAAGAGAGUCUAAGUUAGAGAGAGAGGAAAGAAGAGAAAAAGACCGUAGAGAACGUGGAAGAGAUAAAGAGGAAAGAGACAAAGGAGAUAGAGGUGACCGCGACAAAGAACGUAAAGAGAGAAGAGAAAGAGAUAAAGAUAAAGAAGGAGGAAAAGAAAAGGAUAGAGAAAGAAGCAGCAGAGAUAAAGAGAAGGAUAAGGAUAAGGAUAAAGACAGAGAUACCGAUAGAAGCGAUAAGGAGAAUGGACAUACUCAAGACGAGAAAAGAAAGAAAUCAUCUGGCAGCAGAUUAGGAGCACAAUUACAUACUUCUUCUUCUGUUUCAUCGUCAUCGUCAUCGUCAUCUUCCAGUAAGGAGCGACUACCUGAUAGAGAUAGGGAUAGAGAUAGAAGAAGCACCGGUGGCGAUAAGAUACAGUCACCCUCUGUCACUCCACUGCUACAAUCUCAACAGGCAUCUGGUAAUCCACCACCAAUUGUAGGCGAUGACUUUUACUCCAACUCUUCUUCGUCAACACCCAAGAACGAGCCGCAAGAAGGAUAUUGUGUAGCUUUUGGCAAGGAUCGUUGGUGCAAGAGCAAGUCACUGCCCAACCUCAAAUACUGCUGGCAUCACGCGCCACUCGAUCCAAACUCUGGAUUCAUGUGGUGUCAAUACGUCGCGAGCAACAAGAAGAACUCAAAGAAAUGUAAUAUACCAGUGCAGAAAUCUAAACAAACACCGUUCUGUGGAUAUCACCAAGGUAUCGCCACCGAUGCAUCUGCAUCCGAGCAUGAAGCAGACACCAAUACCACCACCACCACCACCAACACUCCCUCAGAAAAGAAACAUAAAAGACAGAAAACAGAAACUUCACCAAAUAAUAAUAAUAAUAAUAGUAAUAAGAGUGUCGACACUCAAGAACAUCAUCAUAAAUCAUCACAUCGUAAAUCAUCAUCAUCAUCUUCGAAAUCAUCAUCGUCAUCUAAAAGUUCACCAAGUAAUAAUGUAGAACAAUCCAAUUUUCAAAGUCAUAUAACAUCACCGCUACCACCUAUUUUAACAUCGUUAAAGUCAUCGAUGACAACACCACCGACUCUGGCAGCUUCAUCUUCUUCGCAGUCGCCAAGUAAACUUUCACUUUCACCACCAACCACUGCAGAUGCCGCUGGCGGAUCGGGAAGUAGCAGUCAGUCCACUUCCAACAGAGGAUCGCCACAUCAACAGACCAAACAGCUGAUCGACGAUAUGGAUCGUUCGAAAUCACCACUGAACUUUGCUAACAAGUCCGACGAUGACGACGACCACGAACCGAAUCGUCUCGAAAUGGAUGUUGACAUCGAAGCGGAAAGCAGUAGCAGCGGUGACAAAUCACCAGCGAACAACCGAAAACAUUCCGACAUCAACGAUCACAAAUCAGAAUUAUAUAGUUCACCAAUCAAUAAUUAA